CUCACAAGUCACAACCAUAAUAUUAUUUUGUUUUUCAUAUUUUAAUGAACACGUUUCGUCUACUUGGUCAUCGACGUCUCGAUUUUACCAUACUAUUAUUAUUAUUAUUAUUCGACAAUUUAGAAACUUUGACAUCCAUUGAACCUCGGCUACCCAAAACGUGAUUACGGACGAUUUCAUUACAAUUCAGACGGUACGAAAUCAACAAUGCAGUCACUUAUCCAAGUUGUAAAUAAGCUACAAGAUGUUUUUGCAAUAGUUGGUGAACAGCAGAUCGCCGACUUACCACAAAUCGUGGUAGUGGGAACACAGAGUUCCGGUAAAAGCUCUGUGCUAGAAAGCAUAGUGGGAAAAUCAUUUUUACCUCGAGGAACUGGUAUAGUUACCAGAGCGCCAUUAGUUAUACAAAUGAUAAGAUAUACUGAGGAAACAAAAAAAUCCAUGUUGAAGUCUUAUAACAUCGAAGACAAUGAAAACAUAACAGAAUGGGUAGAGUUUCUACAUAAGCCUAAUUUUUAUUUUUUCGAUUUCGAUUUGGUACGCAAUGAAAUUGAAUGUAGAACAAACAUUCUUGCAGGAAAUAAUAAUGGCAUCACUAACAGUCAAAUAUUAUUGAAAAUUCACACUAAUCGCUAUGAUCUGACUUUUGUAGAUUUGCCAGGUAUAACAAAAGUGGCGGUUGAAGGUCAACCUGAAAAUAUAGAUGAACAAAUACAGAAAUUGAUUAUGUCUUAUGUAAAUAAGGCAAAUUCUAUUAUUUUAGCAGUGGUGACUGCGAAUACGGAUCCGUCAACAAGCGAAAGCCUUCAAAUAGCAAAAAAAAUGGACCCAGAUGGCAUCAGAACAAUAGCUGUAGUGACAAAAUUGGAUCUGAUUGAUGAAGGUACAUUACAAGACACUAAAGAUUUUCUGUGUGGUCGCAGGAUUCCAGUGAAACUAGGUAUCAUAGGUGUGGUGAAUAGAAGUCAAAAAGACAUCGUUGAAAAUAAAUCAAUGGACGCGGCGCUAUCUGCAGAAACAGAAUUUCUAAAAACUAACUAUCCAGAUAUAUGUACGAAACAUGGCAACAAAGCAUUAGCUCGUACAUUGCAGAUGAUUUUGAUUACGCACAUUAAAAAGGUUUAUCCAAAACUUAAAGUUGAGCUUGAAGAAAUGAAAAAUAAAUUAGGGAGGAAAUUAUUGUUACUGCAUACUCCUGAGAACAAAGUAUCAUUUGUAAUAGGACUUUUAAAAGAUAUCAGCAAAUCCUAUGAAGACACUGUGAAUGGAAAUCAAAAUGAUGUUUCGGUCGACGAAAUUAUUGGCGGCGCAAGUGUCACUCGAAUAAUCCAACAAAAAUAUUUAAAGACUAUAAAUGCCAUAGAACCAUUACAGGAUUUAACUAACGAAAAUAUAGCAACGAUACUAUUAAAUACAUCAGGCACUAACCAAAGUACUUUUGUCAACGAAAAAGCUUUACAAAAAAUUUUAAGCCGCCAAUUAAAGAACUUGAUUGAGCCGUCAUUAGAUUGCGUAGAAUUGGUGCGCAGUGAGAUGUUACACAUAUUGAAUUCCAUUGAUGUCAGAUUGUUGGACACACUUAGGCGAUACCCACAAUUGAAUGAAGACGUACGAAAAGUUUUUGAAAAGUUACUGGAGGAAAAUGUGAAAAAUAUCAAAGAUUUUAUUGAAUCGUACAUAGAAUCAUAUCAGGAAUGUUUAGAUACAGCCAAUCCAGAUUUUAUAUUGGAAAUAGUAAAAUCAAAUAAUACGAUUCAAGAAGAAAUUCUAGCUGCUGCAAAUAUAAAUAAUUACAAAGAUGACUGUGACUCUUCUUCUGACGGGAAUUGGAAAGAUAUGAGCCAGCACAAAAAGAUUGAAAUUAGUAGAAUACAAAUGUUAAAUCAGUUAUUAACAGGUCUUAAUAACAACGACGAAUCUUUAGAAUCGUCUGAACAAGUCAAACUACAUAGGGAUUUAAGUCAAUGUUAUUUUGAGUACAUCAGGAAAAUUGUGCGGGACUUUGUGCCUAAACGAAUUAAACACAAAAUGAUAAAUUGUUUUUUAAAAGUCCUCGAUAAGCGUUUAAAUGAAGAAAUAUUCCAAACCUAUUUAAUUGAAAAGAAAAUUGAUGAGGUACUUUUAGAAGAUGAAACUUUUCAAAAGGACAGAAAUAAUGUUGAAACCAAGUUGGAUGCAGUUAUGAAAGCGCUGAAAACUAUGAUUGAUAUUCAAUAUUUAUAAUCUUUUCUUUGAAAAUAUAUAUUCUUACUAUUAAUAUACAAUAUGAUAAUAAUUACUUUAAAAUAAUGUCGGUUUUAACUUUUAACAUAGGUUAAUUAUAUUUUCUAAACUAUAUUUUUGAUAAUAUAGGUAAAAUAAAUUUCUUUUUAUGCUCAACUUAAAGUAAAGUUUAGAUAUAAGGCACUUUUAUUCUAUGUAACAUGUGUUUUAUUCAUUAAUUAACAAAUGUUUGUGUUUAUUCAUUAAAAUAAUAAUUAUUUUUGAUGACUUAAUUGUGGUGUGAAUAUUUGGUAGGUAAAAAUAAUUAACAAUAUAACUUAUAAGUUUCAUUAACUGAGCUGCACAUCCCAAUAAAUAAAAAGGUGGGUAAGUGGAUGUC
This is a messenger RNA of Metopolophium dirhodum (rose-grain aphid), 2602 nucleotides long. RefSeq names its product dynamin-1-like protein. NCBI's taxonomy places the organism in Eukaryota, Metazoa, Arthropoda, Insecta, Hemiptera, Aphididae. Gene Ontology annotation, molecular function: GTPase activity; GTP binding; microtubule binding. Gene Ontology annotation, cellular component: membrane; cytoplasm; microtubule. The coding region runs from base 208 to 2223 and encodes 671 amino acids. The record is from RefSeq and is a predicted model, not a curated record. The transcript has 3 exons.